GCUUCCCACGUCAAUAAAAGUGUAGUGUGCACCGCGAGGCACAUUCUUAAACUAUUGUAUCUACAAGCCCCUUCGUGAAAUCAUUGGAGAACGCACAGCCUCUCCUUUGAGUUGACGCUGCCUUGAGAAAAUCGCUCGGUGUCUCACCGUGGUGGUCAGCACAAAAGUCACGCUUUUCCGGCUAAAAACUAAAGCAGAGCAGCAGACCCAAUAAAACCUUUUCUCUUUUAAUGCCUUGACAGCUAUCCUAGUCUGCGAAUGAGAAGAUCUCCGCAGCACCUUCAGAUUGCCUAGGGCCAGUUGCAUCAUUUUUAAUCUAUUUUUUAAAAUCUUACCUUUACAUUUCAAUUGCAUUUCAAUUCAACUCCUCCCCUAUAAUUCUGCGUUCUUUUCCAAAUUAUUCAAUGUUCUGCUUCUUUUUGCCUAUAUUCAUUUUCUCUCCCGAGAUUAAAAACAUCCCCAUAUUUUAUAAGACUCCAAUUCUUCUUUCUCUUUCACAUGUAACUGUUAAAUAUGGUGACCCAAAGAUUGUAUCCAGAUGACACGCUGUAAGAUUAAUGAUGUAAGAGGGGUUAUGCCAAAAUAAUAGAAAAAAUUUUUUUCAAUAAAAAAAAUUGCCUAAGGAGGCGGGAAUCGCUUUUCAUUUCAAUUCCAGUGACGACCCUCAUGUUUGAGAUUGGGAGAGGCGACCUCCGAAACUCAUUGAUCGGGCAAUCGGGCUCAUGCCUGGGGAGGCGGGGGUCUCGGCCGGACGGGCGAGGGGCGGGGAGCGAACGGACAGGUGGGGAGGGGAUUUGGAAGGAUCGCCUCGCCUGUCAGCCCGGAGGGGGAGGGGGAGGGAAAGGAGGAGCCGCCCCGCAGUAGCGGCUUGCAGAAGAGGGGGGUAGCGGCGCGCCCAGGCAAUCGGGCAGGUGUGUAUCUCCGAGGCAGGGGCUGGAGCAGAGCCGCACGCCCGACGACGUCGCACCGGGAAGGUAGAGCCGCGCCGGGGGGCCGCCAGAGCAGGGCCGCAAGUGGCAGCCAAGCUCCGAAAAGCCGGCAUGCAGAAGCCGGUAGAGAAAUCCCAGAGCUUCCGCAUCGACGCCCUCCUGGCCGAGGAUCCGGCGCGGCCGCUGCCCAGCGUCUCCCCGGAGAGCUCAGCCGGGAGUCCCGGCGCCUGCCUGCGGACCGAGACUCCUUCUCCCUGCGCGCCGCCGGGCUUGGUCCCUCUGCCCACCGCCGCCUUCAUCCCGAAGCCCGGCUUGCUCAACCUGCCUCCGCCGGCCCUCGGCGGCUUGCCAGCCAUCUACCCGCCCCCGCUUUACCCCAUCCCGGCUCUAGCCGGCCAGCACUCCGCCUUCGCCUACCCCGCCGCCUUCCCCCCGCUGUCGCAGCCGGGAGUCGAGCCUCUAAAGGCGGCUGUGGGGGUCGGUUCCUUCCCGCUGGAGCAAUGGAUUCGAGCCGGGAUCAUGGCGCCUCGCUUCCCGGAUUUCCACGCUUCCCCACCAACCAACUUGAUGGGAAAAUGCCGUCGACCUCGAACAGCCUUUACCAGCCAACAGCUUCUUGAGCUGGAGAAUCAGUUCAAGAUCAACAAGUAUCUUUCGCGGCCCAAACGUUUUGAAGUGGCCACAUCACUGAUGCUCACGGAGACACAGGUGAAAAUCUGGUUCCAGAACCGCAGGAUGAAGUGGAAGCGAAGUCGGAAGGCCAAGGAGCAGGUAACCCAGGCUGAAGUGGAGAAGCAGAGAGUGGCAAGCAAGGGCCCAGAGAAACUGCUCCCUGGAGAGGCGCGAGGGGAGGAGGAUGAAGAAGAGAGCUGUGGUGACGAAUGUAAGAAACACAGGGCCAGUGUGCCAUUCCUGCACCGUGAUGCCGACACCUUCAGCUUCAGCUCAGACCCCUCGGGCUCGGAAGAGGAAGUGGAGAAUGCUACUCACAGGGAGAGGAGUGUGCUGCUAUGAGCAGGUGUGGUUAAGCCCCAGAAGACAGACAGUGAGAGCUUCCAGGAACUGGCUCUACACUAGACCAUCAACAUCAGUCUGGUGCUCUUCUCCGACUCAUAAACUUUUAGAAAAGAAGGACUCUACCUGGGCUAGCGCCCUGGUAAAACUGUGCUGCUUAAUUUAUGUGUGUUUUGAAUAUAUUUAUUGUGUAAUUGUUCUGUAACUGUAUUGGGGUGUGGGUGGGAAUAGAGGCAGUCCUUGCCUGGGUGUUCCCUUUGUCGGGCUAUAAAGAUGAUGACUUCAGCAGAACAUCUGGCUGGGAUUUGCUUGGCUAAUCAUGAUUUCAAGGCAUCAUCCAUACACAAUUAAUAUUCAUGGCUGAGAUGGAACCAAGUUCUAUUUCAAUUUUAAGGGUUUCUAGCCUGAAAUAUCGGAACAGAUCGUUACUUUUCAGCCCUUUAUGAUCAGUGGUGGGAUUCAAAUUUUUUUUAAUACCAGUUCUGUGGGCGUGGCUUG
Molecule: messenger RNA, 2441 nt
Organism: Thamnophis elegans (Western terrestrial garter snake)
Lineage: Eukaryota; Metazoa; Chordata; Lepidosauria; Squamata; Natricidae
Product: motor neuron and pancreas homeobox protein 1-like
Exons: 3
Coding region: 1041-1943 (300 amino acids)
Biological process (GO): central nervous system development; spinal cord motor neuron cell fate specification; neuron projection morphogenesis
Cellular component (GO): nucleus
Molecular function (GO): sequence-specific double-stranded DNA binding; DNA-binding transcription factor activity, RNA polymerase II-specific
Source: RefSeq, a predicted model, not a curated record